AUGUUGAUCAAAUGGAUUAAUACAUCCAACAUCACAAAUGCUUUUGUCUCGGGAAUGAAGGAGGAUCUCAGUCUCUACCAGAACCAAUACAACUAUGCAGUGCUGUCCUGGAUCAUUGGGUAUAUCAUUGGUCAAUGGCCGUCCAACUUUAUCUUGACCCGGGUUCCUGCUCACAUCAGGGUUCCCUUUCUCGAACUCGGAUGGACAAUAUUUAUCUUCAGUCUUGCUGGAGCCAAGUCAUACACACACUUACUGGCUCUUCGGUUUGUUGUUGGCCUCUUCGAAGCUGGGUACUGGCCAGCGCUCUAUUAUAUCCUCGGCAGUUGGUACAAUAAAAGAGAACUUGGCAAGCGCAACGGCAUUCUCCAAUCAGCCGUCUCCAUCGCACCCAUCUUCAGCGGCUUCCUUCAAGCUAGAAUUUACAACUCGCUGAAUGGGCAUUUUGGUCUGGCUGUCAUCAAUGGAGUCAUCUCUUUGCCCGUUGCUGUGCUCGCAUUCUUCUUUCUUCCAGAUACUCCUGGAACCGCAAGACCCAAUUGGGUGUUCACCGCACGAGAAAUUGAAAUUGCCAAGGAGAGAAUGGCAAGAGCUGGUCGUACUCCUGAAGGAAAGCCGUAUACUGUCCGCACAAUCCUCGGAUACUUGACGAGUUGGAAGACACUUCUCUUUACUCUCAUAUUCACGAUGCAGCCGUUUGGAAGCCAACCGGCGACAUCUUUCGUGUUCUGGCUCAUGGCACACAACAAAAAGGGCAAGACACCUGUCUACAGCAUUGCGCAGAUUAAUGAAUAUCCGACCAUUGGAAAUGCCUUCGUUGUUGUAUACUCGCUCCUCACAGUCUGGAUCUCCGACGGACCACUGAAAGGCCGUCGGUGGCCAACUGUCAUAUUUGGAAACCUGGUGGCAAUCGUCAUUUUCACUUUAUUGGUCGUCACUCCUGUGUUCGGACCGUUCUCUCAUCGUGCACCGCUGUACAUUAUGUCUAAUAUUGCUGGAACCUCGGUUCCAUUGGUUAUCGCAGCCUUCACUGCUGCUGCGAUGAACACACUUCAAUACUCUUUCUCCGCUUGGAUUCCUCUUGUAUGGUUCCAACAGAUCCAUCAACCAAACGUGACUCGCGAAAACAGAGCAGCAGCAGUCUUAGCUGGCCUAAAUAUCAUAGUCUACACCAUCAUCGCCGUCCUCGCCCACAGAGAGAAGUUGCAGAAGAAGAGGAACGGUGAACUACAAAGUGCUUCUCAGAACAGCGAUCCGGAAUCAUCUAGCGUAGGUGAGAUAUCCGAGAAGAGAGGACCUCUGGUAGACUCGCAGGAUGUUACACCGGUUAUCAAGAGCUAA
Molecule: messenger RNA, 1338 nt
Organism: Cadophora gregata
Lineage: Eukaryota; Fungi; Ascomycota; Leotiomycetes; Helotiales; Ploettnerulaceae
Exons: 12
Coding region: 1-1338 (445 amino acids)
Biological process (GO): transmembrane transport
Cellular component (GO): membrane
Molecular function (GO): transmembrane transporter activity
Source: RefSeq, a predicted model, not a curated record